Molecule: messenger RNA, 3103 nt
Organism: Helobdella robusta
Lineage: Eukaryota; Metazoa; Annelida; Clitellata; Rhynchobdellida; Glossiphoniidae
Exons: 15
Coding region: 1-2319 (772 amino acids)
Molecular function (GO): metal ion binding; guanyl-nucleotide exchange factor activity
Source: RefSeq, a predicted model, not a curated record
AUGCCAUCAGCCUAUAGAAACUCAUUUACAACAGAGGAUGUAGAGAAUUUCGGAUCAAGGCCGUCCUUGAAACUUAGCCUCCAUAACUUGCAGUCUAAGCCCAUCAUCAAAGCCAAACCUAAGUACAGAAAUGCCGCCAUAUUGCUUAAUAAUAAUAAUAAUAAUAAUAAUAACAAUUGUAAUAAUAAUAAUAAUAAUAAUAAUAAUAAUAAAAAUGGCAUUAGUUAUAAUAACAGUGUUAAAAGUAUUGGGAAUAAAAUUCCAGGGAAUAAUUAUAUUAAUCCUAGUAAUCAUAAAAAAAAUAAUGAUAACAAUAAUAAUAAUAAUAAGACUGUUGAUGAUGGUAAUAGUGAUGAUGGCGAUGUUAGUAGCGGUGGUGAAUCGUCACUGAACGCUGCUGCCAAGACGUCAUCAGCAGCUGCAACUUCAUCGCCUUCAUCAUUUUUACAGUCGAGACAGAUUCGCGAGAAACUCUUCUCUAGAGGUGAUGACGAGUUUGAUAAGAAAGGCGGUGAAGUUACUGCUGCUACUUCCACUACUACAGCCGUCGCUGAAAACGGGAUUACCGCUCGUGAUGGCGAUAAUGAUGACGAUGCUGAAAAUAAUAAUAAUAAUUUUUGUAAUAAUAAUAAUAACAGUAAUAAUAAUAACUAUAAUAAUGAUAACGAUGAUGAUAGUUUCUCUGAUUUCGAUGAUGUAUCUGACUUUGAUGAGUAUGACGAUGAUGAACAAACGGGGCCCAGCCCUUCGAGUCCCUUGGAUUCCAACCAUCACCCUCUAAUAGCAGACGAGUAUAAGAAAUCUUUCAACGUAGCACGUGAGCUUGUACAGACUGAAGUCUUCUAUGUCCAGAAACUUCAUCUCAUUGAUCAAAUGGAAAUCAUAAAGAGCAACAGACAGCAUCGCUUCAUGCCUGCUGAACUGAUACCUCACAUAUUCUCGAACGUCAAAAGCAUCUACGAGUUCCACAACGACUGCCUCCUUCCAGAGCUAACCAAGUCACUGGAUCUAUGGAAGAGUGGAGUGUUGGUAUUUCAGUUUUUUACGUUUUGGAUUUUCAGUACCUUAGAGCCAACAAUGGGUGCCAAGAUAAGGAAGGUAGCGCCCUACCUCAAGAUGUACACUGUUUACGUUACCAACUUCACGAACGCCACGAAUCUCAUUACUGCAUUGUGCGCUAAGUCUGAGAAGUUCAACUCUGUAUUACAGAGUCUUUCGGAUAAAUUCAAAAAAAUUCUUGACGUUUGUGAGUCCAUAGUUGGCGGGAAUCAUGAGAAUUUGGUCACGACAACCCGGGAGUUUGUAAAGGAAGGUAGGAUUACCAAGCUAUCAGCUAGAGAUGGUUCUAUGCUUGACAGAUAUAUAUUCCUGGCCAUCCAUGGUGCCAUCAAUCAGUUGAUCAGGAAGGAAAGAACACGAGAUGAAUUGUUUAUCGAGAAGACUUACUCAACGUCGGAGGAGUUGGGCAAACGCGCCCCAAAGUGGGUGAAGGACCAGGACACCUCCAUGUGCAUGAUCUGCUGUGUCAAGUUCCAUACAUUCAGGAGGAGACAUCAUUGUAGGGCUUGCGGCAAGGUGGUGUGCAGCGUGUGCUCCGCCUACAAACUCCGCAUAGACUACGACAAAAACCACUACAACCGGGUCUGCUACAUCUGCUACCAAGCCCUCCUCAACAACAGCAACGGUGAUGGGGUUAGCGGGUCGUCCUCGGUCCACUUCUCAUCGGGCACUAUCAGGUUGCCCCACAGACAUAAGGGCCCUUCCGCUCUCGAGUUGAAGACGUCAGAGGGACAGCCGAGACUUAGUGGUCCAGUCUAUUUCAGUUGGGACAGGAAGGGCUGGAGCAAACGCUGGGCCACACUGCAUUAUAACUGCGCCCUCUAUGUCUAUAAAGCUAAAAAGGACAACCAAGCCGAAUUCUCCCUGCCCCUUCCGGGUUACACCAUUGAACCCCUGACCUCCGAUGACCUUUUAAGGUCGAACUGCUUCAGGGUCUUUCACGGCCAACUUCCCAAGGUCUAUUUCUUCUCAAUUGACGACAAGACCGUCUUCGAUAAAUGGGUGAGUGACCUUGACCUAGCGACGAAGGUUCAACUGCCCCCGCCUCCUCCUCUCCCACAACAGCAGCAGACUUCCAUCACCACAUCAUCAUCAUCACCGACAGUUCUCGAACAACCGCUAUCAUCAUCAUCAUCGACGUUGUCGUUAUCAUUAUCAUCAUCGCCUUAUGUUUUGCCGUCAUCAUCAUCGCCCUCUUGUCACUCGCCUUCUAAUAAUAAUCUCACCGAUAAGCUGUACGAUAUUCCCGAGCAGGAAUGAAUGAAUGAAUGAAUGAAUGAAUGAAUGAAUGAAUGAAUGAAUGAAUGAAUGAAUGAAUGAAUGAAUGAAUGGAUGGAUGGAUGGAUGGAUGGAUGGAUGGAUGGAUGGAUGAAUGAAUGUGUAUAAUGAUAUAUUGAAUGUAAUAAGGCGGUUUUGUUGUUGUUGUUGUUUUCUUGUUUUUAUUUUUGUCAAAAAAUUUAUUCUUCUCCAUGUCCAAGACAUUUCAGCUAGUACCGCCAUCUUUUUAUUAUUUACUAUUCGAUUUUAUUAUUUUCCGAAGUAAUUAUAAUUAUUUAUAUUAUUCUCCUUCCUGAAUUAUGGUAUUCCAGUUAUUUAGCUAGUUUUAUGUAACUGAGAUUUUAUGUUUUAUAUAAACACACACACACAUACAUACGCGCUCACACACACAUAAACACACACAUACACGGAGGUUUUAUUUGUUCAUUCAUUCGUAACGUCUUUCAUUCGUCAACUUGCUCAUUCAUUCAUUCUUUCAAUUUGUUUAUUUGUUCAUUCAUUCAUUCAUUCAUUCAUCCAUUCAAUUUCGAAACCUUACUAGUACGAUGACUCCAAACGUCAAUAAAUGCUAUGCAUUGGCUGUGUCUGCUUUUAAAAUUUCUUUCAAAUGUGCAUCUACAAUUUUUCAUAAAGAAUAAUUAUAAUAAUUAAUAUUCAUAAUAAUAAUUAUUAUUAUUUAUAUUAUUAUUUUAAUUUAGUACUUCAUUGACAUUUUUAUUCAUUUUAUAUUUAAAAAUUGUACGAAUAAAAUUAAUUAUCAAUAUUU